Molecule: messenger RNA, 1134 nt
Organism: Marasmius oreades (fairy-ring Marasmius)
Lineage: Eukaryota; Fungi; Basidiomycota; Agaricomycetes; Agaricales; Marasmiaceae
Exons: 8
Coding region: 163-999 (278 amino acids)
Cellular component (GO): cytoplasm; eukaryotic translation initiation factor 3 complex
Molecular function (GO): RNA binding; translation initiation factor activity
Source: RefSeq, a predicted model, not a curated record
GUUUUCCGUUUCGUUCUGUGUUACUUGUCUUACUUAACGUUUUCUCUCCCAAUCACCACUGGAUUUUGCGUUGCUAUUGUCCUUUCCCUAGUCCUGAGAACGAGGGAUUUUGAUGUUACUGCCGUGACAUCACACUACUUUUUUCCUCCACUAGUAACUACGAUGGCAGCAAUAAAAACUUCUUGGGCAGACGACGUUGACGAGCUCGAUCAACAAAAAACCGAAUCGGUCGAUGAGAAUGGCAUUCGGACUGUCGUUGAGUUCACCGUGAAUGACGCUGGCAAAAAGGUUAAAAUCACCCGUAAAUUCAAAAGAACUUUGCAAAAGUCCGUCGUCGACCAUCAAGUCGCAGAGAGGGCAAAAUGGGCAAAGUUCGGUGCUGAGAAAGGGAAACCCCGCGGUCCUGAUACAGCUACAACGACUGUCGGAGAAAAUGUGACCCUCGUGCUUACCGCAGGAAACAACGUUCAUGAACAAGAGCAAGUAGAGAAGAAGCCUGUCAAGACAACGACUGGAAAGGUGGUCUGUCGGUUAUGUCAAGGAGAACAUUUUACUGCGAAAUGUCCCUACAAAGGAAGGCUCACUACUGGGGAUGAACUCGCUCGCGACGAGGACACAAUGCCGCCGCCUGAAACUGACGCUGCUCCCGCUCCGUCAACGUCAACCGGAAAAUAUGUUCCUCCAUCCAUGCGUGGUGGGCCACGCCAGGGAGAGUCUAUGCGUACAGGAAACAGAGACGACCUCCCUACUCUCCGCGUUACCAAUAUCUCAGAAGACACGCAGGAAAGCGACCUGAGGGAACUCUUUGGCAUGUUUGGUCGUGUGGCAAGGGUUUACGUUGGACGAGAUAGAGAUACCGGUGCUGGUAAAGGCUUUGCCUUCGUCAGUUUCGAAGAACGAUCGGUGGCUCAGAAGGCGAUGGAGAAAGUCAAUGGAAAAGGUUAUGACAACUUAAUUUUGAGCGUACAGUGGAGUCAACCUCGGCCAGAGCCGAAGUAGACUCUCAACGCAAGUUAUCCGCCACACUCGUUACAUUGUACUGCUCACGGCAUUUGACUGUGCAGAAUCUCUGCUUGUGUUAGUAUAUCUAAGAGUAGGAAUACAUCCAAAACCUAUAUAAUUCAUGACCUUCCC